AUGCCGUGGCAGCGUAAAAAAAGCGCUCAAUGGCCUUUUGUCCUCAACAAGUUACGAUUUUAUUCCCAAUCCUCUCAUUCUUCGGUGUCUAUACCCAUCUCAGUCGCAUCCGAACAAGUCGAACCCGGAGCCGAAGCACCAUCAGAACAACCAAAAGACGAUAACAUAGAUCUCGAACCACCACACUACGAUGAUCCUAUUCACCCCUGGACAUCAAUUUUCCCAGCUUACCUCUCACAGCGAACAGUAGAGCCAAGAGAGGAAGAGGGUAGAGAAGUCCUACCGGAAUACGAAUGCACUAUCUUCAAGAUGGGGUUUGUACGAGUGAAACGCGAAAUGGAACGGCCCAAGGUUGAAUCAAAAGACCGAGCAUGGAAGAAGCUUUAUCUAGUCUUAUGGGGAACCACAAUUCAUGCCUACAAGAUCGAGCCAUACGAGGGAAUGAAGCCAGUAUGGUCUUAUUCAAUGCAAUUGGCUGAGGCAGGCUCAGCGCCAGAUUAUCUCAAAUACAGAAAUGUGUUCCGACUACGAGUGAGCAAUGGACCGCAAAUGCUUAUCAGAUCAUCAUUGGAGGAAGAACAAGUGUUGUGGAUCGAGCACCUUCAAGCGUCUGCAAAUGUAAGCCCAGACCUUGACGUGCGUCCAAUGCCACGGUUUAUUACACUUACUACCCGCCGACGGAGAGGACGGGCGGCGCGCACUGCUGGACAGAGCGAACCUGUCGAGGCGUCAUUGAUAUGA
Messenger RNA from Phycomyces blakesleeanus NRRL 1555(-), 741 nucleotides. RefSeq lists its product as hypothetical. The record is from RefSeq and is a predicted model, not a curated record. Lineage: Eukaryota; Fungi; Mucoromycota; Mucoromycetes; Mucorales; Phycomycetaceae. The transcript has 2 exons. The coding region runs from base 1 to 741 and encodes 246 amino acids. Gene Ontology annotation, molecular function: protein binding; phospholipid binding.